AUGUGCCAUUUCAUCUCCUUUAAUUUUUAUCUAACUUUUUUUCCACUUUCUUCUCUCACCUUAAUUGACCUCCCUCCUUGGCCUCCUUCGUCGGCCUCCAUCGACUGGUUGAUCCAGGUUAAGCAUGGGAAUGGUAACACAAAUGGUCUUAAGAACUUGGCUGAUGCUUUGAAAAAGUUGAUCGGUGAGGCUAUUAAUAGUGCCAAUACUAGCCUUACUGAACGUCAAAAUCACCUUAAUUGUCUCGGACAUCACUCCUUUGAUAACACUCCUAAGUCCCACUGUCAGUCUCUUAACGAGCAAAUUGACUCACUUAAAAACUCUGAUAAAUCCACUGGUAACUCACAAAACGACUCUAAAAUUGCCGACCUUAAAUCCCAAUUGAAAGAUCAUGUUGCCAAGUAUCACUCCCUUUCUGAGUCUGACAGGACUGCCCAGCUUAAGGACAUCCAGUCCAGGAUGGUGUCUCUUGCUGAGCUCAGUGGGAAGCUUGGCCAAUUUAUUGGCAAAAGUGAAGCUGUUACCAAAGCAAUUAAAAAUGCUAUUAACACUAUUAUUGACAGUGAUGAUGACUUCAAAAGCCUUAAAAACUCUCCGUCUUCGACUGUGCAGUCUCCCGCUGCCGUGUCUGCUGAGCCUAUAAAUGGUGGUGAGCUUAGCAAGAAAAUUAAGCAUUAUGAAGAGCUUAAAAAGCCUCUUGAAAAACGUCAAAAUGACAAAAUUUCUCCCCUCUCCUCUGAAGAUUCUCGCCUUUUAUCCUCUUAUGAGUCCAAGUUGGAUGCUCUUCAGAGGCUGAAGAGCCUUAAUGAGUCAUUGAGUUCACUUAGUAAUAAUAAUGAUAACUGUAAAAAGCUUUUAGAAAACCUCUGCACAGGCCUCGAAAAAUUUCUCGGCUACAGUAAUGGUAAUUACACCGGCUCCGGCAUCGUGUACUCUGACCUUGACAGGCUCUGCGACGGGGUGAUGUCUUUCCUCCUUGAAUGUCUUAAGGGCAGUGAACCUUUGUUAAAGCAUUAUUAUAGUGAUAUUACAAAUACUAUUAGUGACUUGGAAAGUAAAAUAGGUAAGGGCCAUGGUGUUUCAGGAUUUGCCUCUGCCAUUGGGAUUGUGCAGCGUGGGCUGCAGGGGUAUGAGAGUUCUCUAAAUAAGAAGAUUAAUGAUGUUGUAGGUGAUAAAACAGAACAUAAUGGGACGUUAAAAGCGCUGAAUGACAACAUUACAAAGAAUAUUCAUGAAGUGAAUAACUUGAAGUCUGCGUCUCUUGACGAUGUAGUUGCCGACUUGGCCAAGAGGGUAUAUGCUGGAUUGGAAGCAAAGGUAAAUAAAGUUAAGGAGGUCAUAAAACAGCUUGAUGGAACGUUGCAAGCGAAGCUGAAUAAUGAUUUUGAGAAGAUUGACAUGGAGGUGAGACACCUUAAAAAGAAUGCGCAGGGUGACAGGUGGCGUAUGGAGAAGUUGAAGGAUAAUGUAGAUAAAGUGCUUACAGAUUUGAAGAGCAGCGUGGAUAAGGAGAUCAGUCAUAGGUUUUCAGCCAUGAGAAAGACGUUGAACAGUGCCGUUUUGGAUAUUCAGGAAAAAGUUCGAGAAAUCAACAAGAAUCUGCAGCAGUACGUCAAGGAGCUGACGGAGUGGAUUGCGGCGGCGGAGAGUAUUUUGACGACAGCUUUGCAGAAGAUUGAACAGAUUUUAGAUGGUGUAAAGGAUGGGCGUGAGGGCAAUAAAGGAGCUGGUCAAAAAACUGUAAUCCAUGAGAAAGCGGACGGCAUGAAGACCAAAGCGGACAGGUUGCACGAUGCGUAUGAACAGGCUAGGGAGGACGUUGCCGCGCAGGCUUCAUUAGCUGUUGGGAAAAUUAAGGAUUUGGAAAACGUUUAUGUAAAUAAGCUGAACAGUAUGAAACAGAGUAUUGAUCAGAAGGUGCAGGACGCGACGAGUGCCCUUAGCGGGUUGAGUAGUAAAGUGACUGAGGGGUUGGAGCAGUUGAGAACGGGGCAUGUUAAUACGGCGAUACAGAAAAUGGUUCAGAGGCUUCAGCAGGGCAUUGAGAGGGCUGGAGGAAGAGAUGCUUUCAACGCAGCCGUUGUCAUUCAGAAUUUUUAUGAAGGUCUGGAAAGUAGAGAGGAGGCCCCAAAGUUGCACGCAUGGUCGGAACAGGCGAUGCGUUCCGGCAGCCUUUUUAAUACCAUGAAAAAUUUUGAUAGCAUUCCGCGUGCAUUCUAUACUCUUAAAGAUGUUCUAAAUCAGCUUAGUAAGCCCCAAAAUAACAAUGGCACCUUUUUCUCCGUCCUCACCGAAGACCUUCAGAAGAAAGUUGAAGAUGCUAUAAAUAAAGUCAAGAAGUCCGACUUCCAAAAUGUCUUCUCCAUAUUCCAUAGAGAGAUAACACAGGGCGGCGGUGAUACAACAGUCCACGGAAAAAUUGAAAAGAUUAAGGAUCAAUUCAAGGAUCAAUUUGAGGGUGAUCCGGGUCAACCUAAAAUCAAAGAUGAGAGUAUGCCGCAACUUUCUGUGCAAAAAGAAGCUCUUUCAACUGAGAUCAACAAAACUCAUAAUGAGGCUUUCCAGGCAGCCGACGGAAUGAUCUCAGGAGAUAACAUUCAGAAAGGCUUAACGUUCCGAGACUUACUCAGCGAUAUCACCGGCGAGCUCACAAGGAUCGCUGGGAUAGUUGACAAUAAUGCCGACGGUGACAAACAAGGCCUCAAGCAAAUUUUGGAAGACCUAAAAACAAGCAAAAUUAAGGGUAAUAGUAAGAAGGAACAGCUCACCAAAAUUAAACAACAACUUUCUGAUCUCCAAAAAACUCAAGUCACCCAACUAGAUGCCGCCGUCACCACGCUGCUUUCCAAAACACUCCCAGACGCCUUUCGGGAUUGCAAGGAAGCCAUUAAGAAUCAUCUCGGUGCCGAAGUUAGUAAAGCCAAAAAGGCUAUCAAAAGUGACGCCUUAAAUAGGUACGUUACGUCGAAAAUUUUAGACCUUGAAGCUCUACAUAAGUUUGUUGAUGAAAAGCAUGAUGCCAUCAGGGAGACUAUAUCUAUAGACCUAACCACUGGAAUAAAAGGGAUGCUGGGGAUGAUGAAAUAUUGGUUGAAUAAAUCUACUAUUUCAACAAUUUCAACACACACAUUAUCUCAAGCGACGCAAAUGUUUAAGACAUUCUAUGAUGGACUUUGGACUUACAUCGCCGGUCAAAUCAACAAGCAUCCAUCCAAAGACAACGCCAUGCAGGUCAACACAGAACUCACUGCUCUCCUCGCCAAAAUCAUAUCCGAAAACCAUUUCAGUCGUGAGGUCUCCGAUUUAAUCAAGAUUGCAUCCACUACCACCGAGACAUUCGCACCCUCGAAGUUCACGGACGACGCCAAUCCUCUGCUCCAGGUUUUGAAGGAGGGUGUUUUGAGAUUUACUACUGAAGUUAACAGGGCAUACGUCUCUGCUUAUUCCGGCAUACACUUUGAAGGUGUUUGGUGGACAACUGAACAGGUUGAAGAUCCUGUUUCAAAAGACCCCAAACCUGUUGACAAGUUAAGCACCGAGGGCUGCAACUGCGCCAAGGUCUGCCUGACCAUACUGGAGAGAGUGUAUUAUGAUUUGCAUACAUUGUGGGCGAAGUGUGAUAUUAACAAAUCCGAUUGGAGAGAUAAUUAUAUCCACUCGGGUCUGCUUGAUAAACCAACGCUAAAAAAUGGAAAAGUGGUAAAAACAGAAAAAGUAAGAAAUCCACUCGGAACAUUCUUCGCCGAACGGGGCUACAUAGUUGCCACCGAUAAGGAUAAGCAUGAUGGCGAAUUAAGGAAUAAAACGGAGUGCAAGGGUGAAGAAAUUUAUAAGAAGCUUAUCACUGAAGUUCGCGGAGCGAAGAACAUUUCGAUCCUCGCUGAAUGGAAGAAUAGUAAUGACAAAAACAAAUUUCCUAGUAGUGGGUCAAAUAAUGCCCACAUCUCUCUCUACGACAUUGCCCAUUUCCUUCGCGACUAUUUUCGAAAGUACUAUAAAGUCUGCCAACAUAAGCGUAUCGACAAGCCCAAAGCACCAUCCAAUAUAUAUCAAAUGCUUUGCUGGCUCUCUGGGCUCCGAUUCAAUCCGAUGUAUAGCAAACUCGGUGAGCACUUUAAGGAACUGUUCGACAAGCCUGAACAAAAGAAAGAAAUGUCGUACAAAGAAUUGUCCGAUACGGAACUGAAACUCGUCGGCACUGCCACAAUUACACCUAAGGAACUAAAAGAUAAGCUUGACCAGGUUUGUUUGCGCUCGCAACUUGUACUAAUCCACAUCCUCGGUCACGGCCACGCCGAAGGGCGUUACGCCUGUGACUUCCGCACAAACAUAGACAAAUUAUCCUACCCCUCUAACCCAUCUGCGUGCUUCGACAUGCUUUUAGAUAUAUUGAAUAGGGUGUUCUAUCAAUCAUACUUCCUGUAUAGCCAGUGUCGCAACAGCCCUGGUAGUAGCGGUUGGGCCGACUGCCAUUACGGCAGGCACGUAGGCGGUUCAUCAUGGAACUGCAAUGAGUUCCAAUGUCCCAAGCAGGACUGUGAACAUAAGCACAACCAAACAUGUAACAAAAGUGGUGACCAAAAGGCCGACCAACACUACAUGUGCGGACUGAAAUCCCCGCUUCAGUCUUUCCUCGAGGACGGGCUCCAAGGUUUUCUUCCUCAUACAUUUAUCUCACCCGGCUGCAAACUCACGUGCUCUGUGACUAAGCACUCUGGUAUACCAUGCCUAACACCGAUGGGUUUCACGGAAAUCGGUAUUGUAGCCUCCCAUACAAAGAACGGCACAUAUCUGAAGAACGCACUUUACGAAUUCUGCAAUCCAGGGUCUCACCUGAAUCAGCUAUGUAGUUAUUUGCAAUGUCUACUACGUCGACCGCCUCAGACUCUUUGUGAUAUGCUAGCGUUCUACUGUCAGUUCCUUAAGAACUGGAAUAAGGGCGAACAUAAAAAGACGGCAUUUGACAAGGCCGUUAUAAAGGCCAAUUUCUGGAAUGAGGAAACAACGCUGAACGUUGUAUCUAUACAAGGCAGUAAAACCCACUCCGACAAACACGACAAGGGAGACCUCUUCAGUCUCACAGAUUGUUAUCAUAACACGCAUUCGGGCCUACCAUGUGGCAAAUAUUUGCAACCCCUCACUCUUGAUGUUUAUGACAUAUAUUCAAAAUAUAAUUCCAGCCGAUAUCUUUCCUGGGUGGUGUACACUACCGAGACAUUCCUUGGGUUGCUCUACGAUUUGUACGAGUCUUGCAAAAAGUGCGAGAAACCAGGCACCAGAUGCAGUGAUAAAAGCUGUGUUAAAACGUGUAAGGUAAAAUACACUAAUGAAAAUGGAAAUGCCGUAACUCCAAAGGAUGACACAAAACAUCAAGAUGGAUGCCAUUCCAUCGUCAAAUGUCCGGAUAUGCAUCCAACGCUGUAUAAGUAUGGAUUCACCUUUGGUAGUCCACAUAAACUAAGCGGACAAGAUAAGGAUACGAAGCUGAAAAGAACAUGCAAAGAUUUCUGCCACGCAUUGAAAAGAGUAAUAGGUAAAACUUGCGUUCUUGUUGAUCUUAUCCAUGAUAUAGACAAACUCAUUUGGGGAAUACGAGAGAAAUUCUCCUACCUCUUACUCACCCUCUGGUCGCUUUCGCUCCUGUACCUGCUGCACGUCACCGUCGUCCGUCUCGACGUCCUGAGGAUACGCUCCCACCUGCGGUCACCCUCAAGCCACCGCAUCGCCGCACAGUCCCUCCUCGCCGCCGCACGCGUCAAGGCACUCGCCAACGAUGCCAGGGAUAAGGCUUUGAAGGAUAUUAAGGAGCGGACAAAGAAUCUUGAAGGUCUUGCAAAAAAGUUGAAAGAAUUUAUUGGUGAAAACAAUUCUGAUAAUCCUUCAAAAGUUAUUUUAGAAAAUCUCACUGAAGGUUUAGAAAAGUUUGUUGGUUACAAUAAAGCGUCAAAAGGCUACGAUGGCACUGGCAUCGUGUACUCGGACCUUGACAGGCUCUGCGACGGGGUGAUGUCUUUCCUUCAUGGCGUUCUUGGCGCUGUAAAUGACAAUCCAAAUUUGUCUAAAUACAAUAGUGUUUUGCCUGGUGUCCUUGAUAAAAUUACUGACGCUCUCUAUAAUAGAGAAAAGCAUUUUGAUAGUAGCAUUCGCCAAGUGAGCGAUGGGAUUAGGCAGUGGGUGAGGGGGGUGGAUGAAAGGAAUAAAGGAGUGAUGAGGCCGUUGGAGAGUCUUCAAUUAAGAAUAAAUGGGCACAUGGAUGUUGAUAUGCAUGAUAAUUAUAUCACCGAUCAGUUGUCUACGUGGCAGGGAUUUGCUGGCGAUUACCUUCAGGAGGCAGAGAGGUCUGAAGAAGCAUUGAGUAGAAUUGACGAUAGGCUUAAAGAACAGUUGUUGGCUAAAAUAGAGUUAAUUAAAUCCGUUGCGCAAAAUUUUUGGAAUUCUGUAAAUGAUCCCACCGUCGAUGUAUCUGUUAAGUCGUUGAAGGAGAAGUUCACCGAAAUUCCUCAAAACCUUAAUAAGGAAAUUGGGGCGAAAAUCACAGCAGUGCAGAGCACGUUAAAUGAGAAGUUUGAAGGUAUCCGUGUAAAGAUUGAACACAUUAGACAGACGAAGGAGAGACAUAUUAAGUAUAUUAAGAAUGCCGUGGAAGCGGCGCAGACGUUGGCGCAGAAUUUGCUGAGUGACGAGAAGCCGGAGGGAUUCAAAAAGGGUUUCAAGGAGAAAAUAUCUGAGAAGUUCACUGCAAUAAAAACAAAAAUAGAGACGUUAACUGACAAAAACAGUGUGCUCAUGUUGAACUUCUUGAAAGCGGAUGAAUAUGUCAAAGGCCUGGAAGACAAAGUGCGGCAUGGGUUGCAGGAGUUAUUGAAAUCCAUUGAAAGUAUUGCCACAACUGUGAACGAUUUGCAAAGUGGUCUUGUUAAAAAUGAGUUGGAGCAGCUUGGAACGGCUAAAGGUAUGCUGGAUAGAAUUGCGGGUCCUCAGGAGUUACAUCUCACGGCUGGGGAUAAUCUCGAAAAAAUGUUCAAGAGCGUGAUUCAAAAGGAGCUUAGCAAUUUGGUCACUGGAGUUGAUCAACAGAUCAAGGCGCUUUGCAGAACUGUCGGUAAUACAAGUGGAACAAAAAUUAAGGAUUUUGUAUCGCAUGUAAAGGAAAAGGUCAACAAAAUUCUGAACGGUGAUCCAAGAACGGAUAAAGGUUUGCAGGGGAUUGAGACGGCGGUGAGGGAGUAUGCGCAGGGGUUUACUGCGGGCGCACAAGGAUUUGAGAGGACUUUGGAGACUUGGGUUACGGAGAUAUUGAAAAGUGAAAUGGGGAAGAACAGCAGCGUGUUUAAUGCUAAAAUUAAGUUGUAUGUCAUGGACAAUAAUAAUGGUAGGAGUGGCGAUAAGUUCAAUUCGGAAAUUAUAGACAUCAGCGAAAAUAAAAUUCUGGAUGCAGGAAUACCGAAGAUUGCAGGUAUUAUUCAGAAACAUAUUAUGGAGCAGCUUCGCAGCGAGCUUACGUCAGCUCAGGGGAAGAUUACAGCAGAGGAUGCGAAGCUUGAUCAAAACGUUGGUGCUGUAAAAGAAAUUUGCACAACGUUUGUUAAUGCGCUUGAAGGGAAGAUUGUGAGUGCAAACAUAACGGCCACUGAGGUAGCCGGUAAGAUUGAGACGGAAUCCGAUGGCAUUCGUACCAAGAAAAAUAAGACUGGCGAUUCAAGGCUUACCGACGCUGUUCAACAUAUCCUCAACGAGCUCACUGCCAAGGCCAGAAAAGCCGCCACAGAGCUCGAAUGGCUCGCCAAAGCGGAGACAGUCGGGACCGAAGAUAAAUCCUCCAUCGCGGCGGAGAUCGACGCGGCUAAGGGGGUGGCUACUGAGCUUGAUACUAAGCUUGGACAGGCGGUUACUUCUUUUUCCGUCAUAACCGGGUUUGCCGGCAAUGUUGACUCGGCGAUGACGAAAGUGAGGAACAAGGUUGUGGAGCUUCCCGGCAUCUUUAAUUCCCAGGUCAAACAGCCACUUGAUACUGCCGUCAAGCAUCUAUACGAUAUCGCCGAAAAUCAGAUCAAGAAUGCAGCAGAGAAAGCGAUCGAGGAGGCAGUUGCGGCAUUCAAAAUGGAGAGUGGCAAUACCAACAAAAUUGACGUGCCAACAAUGAUGACGCAAUUUGAGGCGUCCAGAAAGGAACUGAAUACUGCGGUUGAUAAUAUUCAGGCACAGAUCAUGGAACUUCAGAAACUCCCCGGUACAGUUGAUAGCCACAGCGCAGCGGCCGGUCAGACAAUGGAGAAUUUGAAACAUAAAAUAAAAGAGAUCUCAGAUAAAAUUACCGCCAGCCUAACUCCCAUCGACAAUGCGAACAGAGCUUUUGACACUGCCAUUUUACAGCUGCAAUCAGCUCUAGAAGGGGCGCGGGGAUUUGCAAGUGUCGCCCUGCCCGGUCUCCAACGCAGCCUGCAGAGAGAGGUGAACGGAGCAUUCAGUGACAUGGAAGAAUACGUUCAAGGGAUGUUCAACGCGCAGAGGAAAGCUGAUUUCCAAUCUAUGCAAGCGUGCUUUGUAGCCCAAAUUCCACAAAUUCAGCACAUCGUCGACACCGACACCAAUACCGGCCUGAAAGGUCUCAUGAAAAGGCUGAACGAAACGUUUGACCAACAUAACCUGCAUCCAUCUAAUACAAAGUUGCAUCUGUUUGGAGAAAAAGUCGAAGCCUUUUUAACAAAAUUCCUAGAAGAUGUUUCAUGGCAAGAAGACGUGAGUUCUCAUCGUGACCGUAUGACCCCCCUCACCUCCGCCCUGCUCCAAGUCCUCUCCACAAUGAACACCAAAGGACACUUCCACCAGGAAGUCUCCGACAAAAUCGACGCGCUCGGAAAGCAACUGCACAUCUUCACCCCCAAGGAAUUCGCCGACGCCUCUCCCCUGCUCAACGUCAUAAAGCGCGGCGUCACUCAGCUCCACGAGCAGCUACGCAAGCAGUACGUCAGCAGGUACUCGGGGGAGACGUUCGGUGGUCAACUUGUGGAGACUAAGAGGGACGCUGAUGGAAAGCCAACUGCCAAAAUAACAGAGUAUGGCACUAAGUGUGCUAAGUUAUGCUUAACCAUCUUACCCUCUGUAUAUGACCAUUUGACCAAGUUGAAGGAAGACUGUGAACACCCUUGGAAGCAUAACAAAAUGUGUCUCGUUUCCAAACCUAAUAUACACAAUCACCUGGGACAUUUCCUGCAAAAGUGCGGUUAUGAAGUUACCAAAAAAGAAGAUUCCCAUGACGGUGAAUUGAAAUUCCCUUCCACCGGGUGCAACGGUAAGAAGAUUCACGAGAAACUUAACGAGCCGAUUUCAGAAGCCAACCUAACAAAACACCUUACAACUUGUAGACCAAAUAAAAAACGAACAGACUUUAAGGUAACAGACAUUCUUAAAUGUAUUCACAGUCACAUUGAUGCGUACUACAAACUUGGCCACCUACUCAAUUCAUCAUCCAAGAGACAUCCGUGUUCUGUGUAUGAGAAACUUAUAUGGUUGUGUGGACUGCCGUGCAAUUCUGUGUUUUUACCUAUGUUAGAUGAAACCAUAAGUGAUCUGUUUUCUGAUCCACGUAAACAGACAACACACGACGGUAUAACUCUCACAGUUAUAGACUCCGAAUCACUGCCAGCGUAUCCACAGCCGAUGGAAUAUGAUGAUGCACGAAAAGCGGUGACAUAUGUCUGCUCAACUUCAUAUGACAUUUUGACUGGCAUAGUUGGCACAGGCGAUGCCAAUACCAUGUACGGCGUCGACUUCUAUGACAACUCCCUGAAAUUACACUAUCCUCAAAAAGGGGAAGACUGUUUGAAUAUGCUGCUAGAUGUCUUACGUAGACUCUUCCAGCCACUUAAAUACCUAUAUUUGCGGUGCGGAUUAAGCGCUGAGCACAACGGCUGGCGUGACUGCCCCUACGGAAAAGACGUGCCUACCGCCAAAUCACAUUGUGAGAGGCAGUCAACUGUCGAAGCAACGGGCCAAGCAAAGUGCCGACCUACGUGCCAGGCAAAGUGCGAACCAAAUUGCCAACCAACUUCACCAUUAAUGUCUUACUUAAAUGACUGUCUGCCUGGUCACUUACCUCACCACCUAAGCAGCGUUGGAUGUAAAUCCGUAUGCAGCACCUGCCCUACUACCUCCAGGCUGGGAAUGCCCUGUCUCACUCCGCUUGGCUUCAGAGGUUUCUGUGGGUCUACGAAGAGGGGUUCAGACAUGUGGGAACUGCUUGACGGAAUGUUCGCCGAUGAAUAUAUCCCUUCCCUUUUCUGCCUUGUUGUCAAACCGCCAUCCACACUACCGGAACAUUUCCAGUUUGCAUUGACCUUAGUUGAUAUGUUGAAUAAUGGCAACAAAUCCGGUACGAAUCCAGUCGCGACGGCUUUUGAGACCACAACCAAGGAGCUGUCCAUUGAGCUGUGUAAAGAUUAUAACAAAUUCACAAGUGCUUUUACCAAUGCGUAUAACAGCCACGACAUCUCCAACCAUCGCAAAUCCACAGAAGCCGAUCUGUACACCAUGUCGACUCCAUCGACAUGUAUGCGCGCUCACGCAGACAAACUUCACUGUGCUCCGUACCUUCAGUCCCUGUACAACGACACAUAUACUUUCCUCGCUGAGAAGCAUUGCCAUCUAUAUCUUUCCUGGGCUGUCUACCUGCCGUGGACGUUCUGCCAGUAUCUCAAAAGCCUACUUGAUGCCUUCUCCAACAUAUCCUGCCAGGAUUGGGGCUGCGGCAGAUGUGUUAACGGUGACAAAUGUAAAACUGGGAAGCAUGGAAUUGAAAACUGCCGGUGCCGGGGACUCGUUGAAUGCCGCGGCGUACAGAGCGCGUUAUACCAAUAUGGAUUCACGUUUGGCAAUCCGCAGAAAUUAUCGGACAGCAAGGAAAAACGAUACUGCCAUCAUUUCUACAUACAACUUUCAAACAUUGUUAAUUCGACAUAUUUCCAGAAGCUGUUCGAAGCUUGUGAUGAAUUCCUGAAAGAAAUCAGAUGGCCAUUUAUGCUAACGUUACUAGCCCUCUGGUCGCUGUCGCUCCUGUACCUGCUGCACAUCACCGUCGUCCGCCUCGACGUCCUGAGGAUACGCUCCCACCUGCGCUCGCCCCAAUCGCACCGCAUCGCCGCGCAGUCCCUCCUCGCCGCCGCACGCGUCAGGGCACUCGCCAACGUCAAGUACUUCUCACCAUAA
Messenger RNA from Babesia ovata, 11205 nucleotides. RefSeq lists its product as uncharacterized. Bases 1 to 11205 code for a protein of 3734 amino acids. NCBI's taxonomy places the organism in Eukaryota, Apicomplexa, Aconoidasida, Piroplasmida, Babesiidae. The transcript has 2 exons. The record is from RefSeq and is a predicted model, not a curated record.